This is a messenger RNA of Lutzomyia longipalpis, 9010 nucleotides long. RefSeq names its product band 4.1-like protein 4. Gene Ontology annotation, cellular component: cytoskeleton. The record is from RefSeq and is a predicted model, not a curated record. The coding region runs from base 1732 to 4878 and encodes 1048 amino acids. The transcript has 13 exons. Lineage: Eukaryota; Metazoa; Arthropoda; Insecta; Diptera; Psychodidae.
AGUUGGGGUUCGGUGCAGUUGAGAGGAGCAUCAGUCAUCGGAGCGUCUUACAAAUGCGAGUUCCGCGAGCGUGAAUUGAGAAAACUUUGAUUCAAGCUCCCAAGAGUUCACAAGUGCUGACUGGCUGGCAGUUGCCGGCAAACACUUGCUCCGUUCGGAUCGUUUUUUCCGUGUACUCCGCAUGUAACGCGCUCCCUGAGGUCUACCCUUUUUUUCCAAGAACUCCAAUGUUGCAUUUCUGUGCUUGCAUCGAAGUGAACUUUUACCUUUGUGAGUGAUACGAACUUCUUAUGUCUUUGAAUUCAAUCCAACCUACCCUCUCUGCUCUUCAACAUCUUCAGCCAAUGUGUUAACACACCAGAUGUGACUUAUCCGCAAGAAGUUAGUUAUAUAUGGAUUAAAAUGGAAUACAGUGUUGGAUAGCUAAUUGAAAAUUCGUGUGAGGGAAUUUUACAGCAUCACCAAUUAAUGCACUUAAAAGGCAUUACGAAAAAAAAGUAUAUAGGUAGCAGAUGAGUGUGGGGAAAAGGUGAAAAUUUUCAAUUUCACAAAAAAAUACAAUUAAUACGGUGUGGUACAUUUUGGUGAAGAGCUCCCUGCAGGAGUGAUUUUGUGGCAAAGAGUUUUGGAUUUUUUUUGCUGUUGUUGGUAAUUUCAAUGUAUUUCCCCAACAUCGUUGCGCGCCUCAUAUCGAAUUGAAAAUGUACAUUGUGAUGUGGAUUUUGUAGUUGAAGAUCGGUAGAAGAUAGUGCCUAGAGGGGGAAAAAAUACAUAAUUCAGUAAUCAUCCAGAUUAAUCUUGGAACAGCAAAAGCAGCCAACAUUUAUCGCAGCAUUACGAUCGAAUAAAUAUGUAACAAAAAGUGCAACAAUAUACAAUUCCUUGAAGGAAAUAUUUCAUACCCCCUCAUCAUCAUCACUGUGAGCAACACGAAGCUUGGGAAAAGGACGACAGCGUCUCCGUGUCUCCUGUUUGUCUUCAGUUGAGACGCAUUGGUACAUUUAUGGGCACUGAAGCAUUAAUGUCUACCAGACUGUAGUAAUACUACCUCUCUUCAGCCUUCUCAACCCUAUUCGCAGCAUAUAUAUAUAACGAAAGACUCCACCAUCUGCAAGGCAGUCGGCGCAUACAUACAGGAGGAGUAAUCUCCUUCAGGUGUUGUGUGUGUACACCUCCAUGCAGUGUGACAAGGGUAAUUGAUUACUGGUGACGUGCCCUUCUUACCCUCCCUGUCUGCCACGUGCUCCAAUUUUUCACCCUGCAGAAGAAUGCGAAGAUUGCGGCUGCCGGGGCAAAUGGAGAUUCCCUGCAUCACCUACAUUGUCAUGCAUACAUGAAUGCGAAGUACAUUUUGUCCUUGGCAAGAAAAUUGGAUGUGAUUCAAAAAGAGGAAUAAUAUCCUCUGAAAAAAAAACAAGUGAAAAAGUCUUUUAAGCUAUGGUGCCACUGAUGCUGCAGUACUCCAAUUUUUGAAGUUUUUUCCCUCAUUCUCUGAUCUCUUUAUACUUGCAAACUUCCCAAACUAUUCGCAUUGCUGACAAUAUACCCACUGAAAUGAUUUAAAAGUGAAAUUUUAACAUUGUUCACCCAAUUCAGUAUUGAUCCAGAGAAAAAAAUCUUUUUCUCUCACAAAGUUUUCCCCACAUUUCUUGUAAAAUGUGUGUAAAAAAGUGAAAAAGUGCAUAGAAGAAGAAGUAAAGAGAUAAAACUCCCAACACCAACGAAAGUAACAUGGAUUGCCUUUGUCGCUCAUCAAAGGUCAUUUCCGUCAGGAUUGUCCUGCUCGACGAAACGGACUUCCUCUACGAAAUAAAGGAUGAUCUCCAGGGACAAGCUCUACUGGAUGUGAUAUUCUCACGCCUCAAUCUCAUGGAGACGGCGUAUUUUGGCAUUAGAUACUUGGACCAGGAAAAUCAAACUCACUGGUUGGAUCCUCAGGCUCGGAUAUCCCGCCAACUGAAGGGAUGCUGCGAGCCGUACGAUUUGUAUUUCGGUGUGAAAUUCUAUGCUGCGGAUCCGUGCAAGUUGUUGGAGGAGAUUACAAGGUACCAACUAUUUCUGCAAGUUAAGCAGGAUGUACUGCAGGGGCGUCUCCCGGUGUCGUUUGAAUUGGCGGCUGAACUUGGUGCAUAUGUUGUACAAUCUGAGCUGGGGGAUUACGAUUCCAGACGCCAUUCACCGGGGUAUGUGUCAGAAUUUCGGCUUCUCUCGAAUCAGACGAGAGAACUUGAGAGUCGUGUAGCAGAAUUACACCAACAACUCAAGGGGUUGUCACCCUCGGCGGCGGAACUCAAUUACUUGGACAAGGUUAAAUGGCACGACAUGUACGGUGUUGAUUUGCAUCCCGUCUUGGGGGAAGACAGUGUGGAGUAUUUCCUGGGAUUAACACCGAGUGGCAUUGUUGUGUUGCGGAAUAAGACUACAGUUGCACACUACUACUGGCCACGAAUUGCAAAAGUCUACUUCAAAGGAAAAUACUUUAUGCUGCGGGUUUGUGAUAAAAAUAAUGAAGUGAGUACGUAUGGCUUUGAGACACCCCGAAAGUCUGCGUGCAAACAUUUAUGGCGGUGCUGCGUUGAGCAUCACGCCUUCUUUCGACUGGUGCGAGUCGCGCCGAUGCAGCCUCCGGCUGGGACGACUGACUUGUUUGCACUGGGAUCACGUUUCCGGUACAGUGGGCGCACGGAGAAGCAAGCUGUUCGGGAUGCCAUGAGUCACGGAAGGACACCGCCCGCCUUCACCAGAACACCAUCCCGGCGACAACCGAGGCGGGUAAUCGAUGAGCUUCUCGAUGCGAAAUCAUCUGAGAGUUCCGGCAAACAGGCAAAGCACGAGAUCAAAACAAUAUCAAUACCGCAACCUGCACAAAACUCCGAUGUACUAUAUCGGUCAGCUUGCAGUAUCCCUGCGGCUGUCAAUUCACGCUCUUUCCAAAGAAACGGCAGCAGCACUGGUGCCCCGGAUUCCCCGCGUAGCACAAGAAGUGCCCCGUGGGUACGUUCACAGCAACGUGGUCUCUUUGGUGUCACAGCUAGUCCGAGGUCUGUGAGGUCGGCCUCUCGCGAUGGUCCUACGCAUCGCUACCGCUCGAGCUCAGUGGAGAGUCACUCAUCGAAUGACUCAAGAUCCUGUCGGCGGCACAAGAGUGGCAAGAAUAGGCGUACAUCUGACAAUGAGAGUGAAUUUUCUCGGGCAUCGGGUCGAUCGGGACGAUCACACAAUUCCCAUCGGAAGCACAGACGCCAAAGAUCUAAGCAUCGCCGCAAUGAUUCUGGCUCGGAGAAUGAUAGUAUGAGGACACGAAGUUACUCAGGCCACCGCGUCUCGGCGGGAUCGGUAGAAUUAAUUGACUCAGGAACUCAAUGGCGAGAGGUGCAGCGGAAGCAGGCAGAACUCAAUGGGUAUAGCUCCAUUCAACAGGCGUCCGUCAUUAAGAGCAAUCUCAUUCCCAAACACCAUGCCGGUGAUUCUGACCAUUCGCACCAUCGAAGCAGAAAGCACCGCAAACAUAGAUCUCCUUCUGAGAGUCGCACGAAAAUAUGGUCGAGUGAAUUGGCGAAGCAUCUGCAAUUUGAUUUAGUGGAUACAACAGGCAUGACAGAGGCUCAACUUCGUGAAAUACCCUACACUGUGGUGGAAACCAACUCCAUUAAGCGUCCCAAUACAAACUCCCUCAAAGUUCACAAGAGCAGCACCAAUAAAGACCGUGUUGAUAGGAUACGAGGGAUUUAUUUGACAGAAACAAAUGAAACACCCGGCGUGGUGGAUGGUUCCAUUAGAUCUGCAAGCACCAUAAGUUCUAACAGAGAUGCAGAUAGAGAUCGAAAUAAUGGUCUUGUUAGAAUGAUGUCCAGUUUGAGUAUGGGAGACUUUAUUUCUCCAACGGGUUCGAGCUUGAGUCCCCUAGAUGGAUCAGGACUACGGGUAUCGCAUGAGCAUACUGACUCUGGCCUAGGUGCAGACCAGGACUACGCUUACUCAUCCGAAAGAUCCAGCGAUAGUACCAAGUAUGGUACAAACAAAUCCUCUGGGGCAUCCGUAACGUCGGGUCAGCACAAGAUGACGAAUGGUUCACAGGCCGGUGGUACCUCACUAUCAAAUCAUCAUCAUUCAGUGAGUACCAAUCGGAAGCCUCCGGUUCACCCAAACCGGCAGGCAAAUAGUUUAAAGACAUCCACAUCGGUUCCUGUACAUAAUAACAAUAACUACCACGCCGCUAACAACAAUACCACAUCUUUGCUGAGUAAUCUCGUUUAUCACAACGACCUCCAUUACACGUUUAGUCUUAAUCGCAUUCCUGGCGGUGGUUUCGGUGGUGGUGGUGGGUUCACAUCACCCAUAAGUGCAAUGGCUUUAUCGCCUAGCGAUGGUCACGGCAGUUGCUCAAUUCGUGCACCACGUGGUACCAAAUCCGAUAUUGGUGUGCCAAUAAAUAGGCGCCAUUUAACAAAAUUGUACUCAAAUGCAACUGCCGGCGUCCAUAGUGUAGGGAAGUUGGCGUCGGUAAAGUCGGAGAAUCAACUGGCUGCCUUCCACAUCUCCGGUGCUUCCACCGACUACCUGGACAAUUAUAAGACUGACACGGGCAACACAUUCGCGGCACUUAACACGAGUAGUGCGCACAAUAACAAUUUUAUUAGUAAUAAUAACCAUAAUGGUUCAGAUCAGCUGCAGCGAACUAAUGUAAAUAACACAACGCUUCCUUCCCCACACCAAAUGACUACGGGCACAGCGGUUGGGCCACUGCUUUACCUUGAUACGGAACAUCAAUCAGCAAUGCGAUACGUAAACAACGCCAGUCGAUUCUACAGCAACGUGAGUAACCUACAUACAAACCUACCAUCCUAUUUAAAUGAGGGGCAUACAUAUUUUACAUAAUAUUCAGCAUAAUAUCUUCCAGCAGUGGAUUUAUUUUUCAUUUUAUAUCCUCCCCAUACUACUACCCCCGUAAAGAGCACUAAAAGUAAUUAACGUUAGAAUUUCAGUUGUCGUUUGCAUGCUUACUAAUCCCUAAAAGUGAUAUGUUGCUGCAAGAAUGUUUAAUGUGAUUUUUUUUUCAUGCUGAAUUGGGCAUUGCUCUAUACCACCUUCGCACAGAACAUGCUAACAAUGAGUUGGCGCAUUUAUUUCCUUUUUUUUUGCUCUCUCUCUCGCGCAAAAAACAAUUAAAAAGAAAGUAUAUAUGGGUACAAAAUGUGUGUGAAAUGCACUACCUAUAUACACGGUACUAUGUGUACCCACUUAUGCUUUGUUCUUUCACUUUAAUAACUUCAUUUUGGUAUGAAUUCUCGCGCAAUAACAUGUGUGCCUUUGCACUAUUAUAGGUACCCUAUAAGAAGGUAUAUUAUUAACUAUUUUAUUUACACACAAACUCUUACACAUAAUGUGGAGAGACUUUCACAAAAGAUGUUAUAGUGCUACACGCAGGAAACUUCAAAGAGACAACACUAAAUUAAUUUUCCUCCCAUUUGUACACAACGAAUGGGAAAUAAUUGCAAUAAUUAUCCAAAUUCCACGUUAUGGGGAAUGCUGAAUUUUCCAACUCUGCAAACAAUUUGAAAAUUCAUCAUACCGCGCGUGUUGGGAAAAUGCUGAAAAAAAUAUAUACAUGAGCCGUAUGCGAUAGAAUUUCCAUAUGCAUUUGAAAACCACCCCCUAUAGCAAUAUUUAAUGAUGAACCUGUAUUUGGUAACCUUUUAUCAGUUAUAUGAAUCUCAUGACUGAUCCAACCCCCUUCAGACAUGCACCUAUUAAAUUUCAUUUUCAGCUUCCGCGAGGGGUUGUUGGAGAUGAAAAUUUCGUAAUCGUUGUCAUUAAUUAAAUCUCCCAGCACCACCCUGUACAUGCUACAUUAUGUAUUGUAUUAUAUACUUCUUUAAUCACUCAAUUACAUGAACCAUUAUUUCAUAUAAAUGACUUCGGUAUAUAAGUAGUGUGUGAGGAUGAGGAUAAAUUAUGCGGGUAUAUCUUCACAGAUUGCCGACAGUACAAAUGCUGAAUUUCAAUACAGCUAUUUCAUGGAGAUUACACAUGAGAUUCAUUCAUGGUAACAUCCCCAAAGUUCCUAAUUCAAUUACAAUGACCCACACGCAUCCUUUGUAUGGUAUUAAAUCAAGAAUUUCAUACAUACAUAUAUGCAAUAAUAGCAAGGGGAAGAUAUUGAGUGUAAGUGGUGUACAUAAUCUUAAUGUUGCUUAAAUUAGUAUAAGUUUGAUUUUAUUAAGAACGCGAUAGAAUUACAUAUGAAGGUCGGGAAAUUCAAGACAGGAAGGUUCAUAAAAAGCUCUAAAAGCUCUUUAAUUUUUCAAAGGCCAUUUUACCCAAAUCUCAUUGGGAAAUACGACAUUUUGAACUCUAAUCUGACUUUUUGUUCUUCCAAUUGAGAAUGUUCUAAAUUAACUUCGGCACAUACUUGCUGGAUAGUCAAAAAAUCAUUGUUUUGGGCAGAAAAUCUUAAGAUAUUCAACUCCCGGAAAAUACUUAUUGCUUCCUAUUUCGGAUAUCCUAAAUAGGAUUUUUUAACCUGACAUGUUUUGGGGUUAAGAUUUUGUAAAACUUUGUUCAAAAACUUUAAAAAUUUUCAUAAUUUACCCAAAAAUUUACUCCCGAAAUUUUCCAAUCAAAUUCUCAGACGAAAGUUCAUUCAAAAACUAAAAUGGUUUAUGUAAUUACGAAAAAAUCGCGUCCUUAUUGCAAAAUAUCCAUUCUUCAUGAUUGAAUAAGUACCUAGGAUACCUAGAGAGAGAGUCCAAAAAGUCACUGCCGGUAAGAAUCAGAUAAGAAUUUUACCCUGGAAAAAUUAAAAAAAAAAACUUUAAAUUUAAAAAAUAGAAUUUUAAUUGUAGUGAAUAAAAUGUUAGCUUUGCGCAUCCAAGGAUUAAAUCUUGCAUGGAAGAAAACAAAAACCUAAUGAUGACGUCAAUAUUUGCAUUUUUUUAAACCAAUUCUCCCAUUUGUUUUUAAGAAUGAGAGGUUUUCCCUACAAAAAAACGGGUUAACUUAUUUUCCAAUAUUUAUAUUUAAAUUUUCUUUUUUUUUAUUUAUUUGUUUUUUGGUUUCAAAGACUUUUAUUUUGUUUUAUUAAGCCAUGGACUUUAAAUACUAUUAAAGCCUUGAUCAGUCUUUAUAAACCAAUUUGGUUAAUGAUAAAUCAUGUAUAAAUUUAGAAAGAUUUGUUGAUAAUUAAAUAAGGAAUUUUCACACCCAACCGUGAAAAAAACACGAAUAUAUUUUUUUUGUUUCUGUGUUCUUUUUUUUAUUAUUAUUACUAGGCCAGCUGAGAAGUAAAAUAACUUUUAAAUAAAGUCGGCCUAGCCAAAUUUUGCACCAUUUGAUUCAAAGAAUUAUAAGAAACCUUUUUAUACUUACUGUAGUGCUCUAAAACUUAUGCUCGUUUCAGAAAAUGCGUUUAAAUAUUCCCAUACAUUUUCCCAUAGAAGCCAUCAAAGCCAUUGAACGAACAAGUGACGUCACUGGGGGGUUCCAAGAAAUUGCUCACACAAACCACAUAAAAUACUAUAAUUUUUACAAUUUCCACUCAACAAAUAAUAACGAGGAUUAAAAAAAGUACUUCCUACAUGAGAUAAUGCAGAAAUAAUAAGUAGGGGAACGUGGCCCAAUUGCGACCCCCUAAAUUCUGUUUCAGAAGGAUUGAAAAAAGUCAUAUUAAAAUGAAUUAAAUCUUCCCAAGUUUGGUACCAUUGGAAAGGUCAUUUAAUAGGCUAACUUUGUUCUAUAGAUGCAAACAUUCUAUCUCUUACCUGUUCUGAGUAAUAAUGGAAUUAAAAAAAGUUGCUAAAAUUGCGCUUUUUCACCACGGUGUUCUAAUUGCGACCCCCCGAGUGUUCCAAUUGCGACCCCCUGUUUUUGCCGUAAUUUGUGGGUUUUUCACUAGUAGAUCACUUUUAUCACUACUAUAAAUAGGAAAAACACCAUGAAUUACCCGGAAAAGCCGGAAAAUCAAGAAUUUAUUUUCAUUCUUCCCCACAUUUGUUUUGACAUUUCGCCCUUGAGGUGACUACACACACUUUCACACACACUGACAAUUGCGCACUCACUGACGUAAUUCGCAGAAAAUCCACGAAAAUUCUUCUGAGGAAUGCGUAAAUUACACUAACUACACUCCCCUUUGGCUUUAGGAACAUUUUCACUGCGAAAAAACUUUCAAGAAACGUGAAAAAAUAUUGAUUUUCCCAAAAUCAAAACACAGCGCGGUCUGUGUGAGAGAGACACUUCCACACCACUACACGCAUGCGCGACUGCUUUACCGUGGUGAAUGGUGGAAAUAGACGGUCCGAAUUGAAACAUUUUGGGGGUCGCAAUUAGACCAUUCUGCAUGUAUUACAUUUUCACUUAAUUACUUAAAAUACCUAAAAUCUUUCAAAAAAUUGUAAAUCAAGUAAUAAACUAGACCCUCUAAGCUACAGAAACGCGGCAUAAUAUGAGACAUAAUAGUGGGAAAAAAACUCAUAUCAACUUAGUUUCUAAAAUCAGAAAAUGUCGGCCAAGUGCUGAAAAUGAAUUUUGAUUUUUUAUUAGUCCUGUUGUGUACCAAAUUAAUUUAUUUUAGGCGCUAACAUUAUCUUACUAUAAUAUCUUCAUAAUGUAGUGAAACUAAUUUUAUAAUAUUUCGUCAUUUACGAGAAAAAGGGGCGGUCGCAAUUGGGCGGCGGUCCGAUUUGGGCCACGUUCCCCUAAACAUACAUUAUUUCACAAAAAAAAAAUCCCCACAAAAAUGAAAAUAUUUACUCGAAAAUUCUCAACUGUCAAAUCAUACUUUUUCGGAACACGAAAUUCAGCGACGUCGCAUGUUCGUUCAAUGGCUUCGAUGCCUUCUAUGGAAAAAUGUAUGAAAAAUUUUUCAAACGCAUUUUCUGAAAUGAGCAUAAGUUUUAGAGCAUGCACGUAAAUAUUAAAAAAAAUUCUUAUAUUUUUAUGAAUCAAGUGGUGCAAAAUUUGGCUAGGCCGAAUUUAUUUAAAAGUUUGGGGUCAUUUUCCGCUAAUUCUACUG